Camellia sinensis is the source of this 681-nucleotide messenger RNA. Lineage: Eukaryota; Viridiplantae; Streptophyta; Magnoliopsida; Ericales; Theaceae. The record is from RefSeq and is a predicted model, not a curated record.
AUGCAGCCAGGUGUUGGGCCACAACCGAGGGGAUGUUGUAACAUUACUGAGUUUAAGAAGAUAGCCUUGGCAUUUGACGGAGCCACAGACCCUUUGGAGGUUGAAAAAUGGUUGACAGAAAUGGAAAAGUUGUUUCCCGUUUUUGAGUGUACGGAUGACCAGAAGGUGACCUAUGCUACGUUUAUGUUACAAGGGAUAGCUAACGAUUGGUGGCAGAUGGAGAAGCGCAUACAUGAGCAUGAUGCCAACCCCUAUACAUGGGAAAGGUUUAAGAAUGCAUUCAAUGAGAAAUACUUCCCUAGGAGUGUUCGUCUACAAAAACAGAGGGAAUUUUCAAAGUUAGAGAAAGGGACUAAGAUGAUUGUUGAAUAUGAAGCCGAGUUUACGAAGUUGUCUAAAUUUGCAUCAGCAUUUGAAGCAGACGAGGAUAGCAAAGCACGAAAGUUCGAAGGUGGGCUAAGAACGAACAUUAUACAACAGGUGGUUCCUUUCAAGUUACCUACUUUUGGAGUCGUAUUGAAUAAGGCAUUGUUGGUUGAGAGUGGCCUUACUAGAGCCCAAGAAGAGAAAGAAGAAAACUAUAAGAAGAGGCCUAGUUCUUCCAACUUCCAAACUAAUAACAGUUCGAAGGGCAAUGCUAAAAGACAAAACAUUUCUUCAAUUGGGAGUUGGGGAAGUUGA